Molecule: messenger RNA, 2954 nt
Organism: Corticium candelabrum
Lineage: Eukaryota; Metazoa; Porifera; Homoscleromorpha; Homosclerophorida; Plakinidae
Exons: 13
Coding region: 1-2718 (905 amino acids)
Molecular function (GO): protein binding
Source: RefSeq, a predicted model, not a curated record
AUGGUGAUAGAAAUUGAUAAUACAGUACACGAAGUCAAAUUUCCACGUGAACUAGAAGCUUUCAAUUUUCCUAUUUUUUGUGGACGACAGAAAGAACUAGGUGAAAUAGAAGGAAAGCUGUGGGGAGAUAAAGACAAACGCUCAACCAUGAAACAAAUAUUGGUAUUAGCAUCUGUUUCGGUCACUGAUGAACGUAGAAAUAAUAAAGAUUUUUGUAGUUUGUGUCAGAUUGCUAACGUGACAUACGAGAGAUCAGCAGAAUGGCAUUUGGUAUCGGAGUACAACUUUUUCCUACGCCAGCUAGAACAAACCGGAAAUGUGUUAUUCGUUUACGACAGCUGCGACAGAUUGGAAGUUAUUGAAUCGCUCUUACCAACUCAAGCCAAACAAGUUCAUGUCAUCGUGACGACAAGAGCACGGGGCGGUCACGUGCUUCUAGACUCCAAUCGUGACAGAAUCGUUCACGUCGACGUACUAGAACCGAAUGACGCCGUCGAAGCUCUCAUGGAAUGGAAAGGAAACGGGCAAAGCGUGCGUACCAUCGUAGACGAUGCCAAAGAGAAGUUCGAUGCUGACAUUCUAGUUAAUCUUCCACAGAUUGGUCGCCUGCCGUUGGCUAUUCGUCACGCAGGACUAUAUCUAAUGGAGAAGAAGAUUAAUUGUGAGGAAUACGGAAAAUUGCUUGAUAACAAAAAAGAAAGACUGCGAACGAUAGGAAACGAUGUGAAGGAAAUUGUAAAAUAUUGCGGACUGCAACAUGUUGCCAACGCACUCGAAGAGGAAGGGAUUGCGAAUAUGAGAGACUUUGUGCGAAGUAACUUAUCCCGACUGCAAACGUCAUUUCUCAUAAGACCACACGAACUAGAACAGCUCAACAGAAUUAUAGAGAAAUUGAAGACAGCGACGGUUAUGACGUGGGACAUGCAGAUUGAAGAGGUGAUGAAGAAUUCAGACGCAACGACCAGCACAAUACUUCAAAUAGCUUCUCUGGUUAAUGGAAAAUUGAUUACUAAAAGUUUGCUGUUGACUCUAGCUUUCGGUACAAAGCAUGCUACUGACUCAGAUAGUAAUAGAAAGAUGAAUGAGGCCAUUUCUCGUUUGGCAAACGUUUCUCUUUUAAACGAUGACGUCGAGUGCAGCAUGCACUGUCUUGUACAACAGAAUGUCGUGGAAGCAAUGAUGAGAGAAGGAACAUUCGCUCAUCGACUUCGUUUACUUUGCAAAUGUCUUGUCGACAUGGUGCCUCGUUCAUUGGACGGCGUCAUGAGAAGUUUGAACGAGAAGAAAGUGUCGGAUCUAGUCGACCACGUAUAUGUGGUAUCUUCUCAUAUUUUGCAAUCCGAGCAACUGGACGAGGAGUGUUGGCAACUAUUACAAGUAUCCUGUUUUAUGGCAGAUGCUUAUGAGCAUGUGAAGAAAGCGGAAUAUCUGUGUGAAGGAAGACUUGCUUUAGUAAAACGUUUGAAUUCACAGCAAAUGGACAAAGACAAGCUGUUAACGUCAUUGAUAGAUGUGGGAAAAGUUCGCAUGAAAUUGUCCAAUCCCCAGGAAGCCGAGAAGCCGCUGAAAGAAGCGUUAGAGAUGAGUCGAGAAAGUGGUGGUCAAAUAGAACCAAUUCUUCAUUAUCAAGCUUUGAAUUCCAUGGCUAGUUGCUAUCGCUAUUUGCGUCAUUUCGAAACAAGUGAGCAGCUCUAUCUUGAACUAUUCGACUUUAUAAAACAACAAGGAUUAGCAGAACAAUACGUCUCUCGAGUUCUGAACAAUCUGGCAUUGACAUACGAUGAUUGGGGCAAAAUAUCUGCAGCAAUAGAGAACUAUAAAAAGAGUUUGACUCUGACAAGAAAACAGUCAAAUGUCAAUCCGUUGAGCCUCUCUACAGUUAUCUCAAAUCUCGCAAUUUGUCAUCAAAAGAAUGGACAACUUGAGCGAGCUGUCUCUUAUUACGAAGAAGCGUUGACAAUCAAAAGAAAGCGAUUACCGUCUUCUCAUCCGUCUUUAGCUCUGGUAAUGCGCCAUCUGUCUUCUUGCUACCGUCAGCAAGACCGGAUGGAUCGUGCGAUGCGGUUGGCCAAUGAAGCUCUACAAAUAGCGUCAUCAUCGCUGCCCAUCAACCAUGCCGAAUUGGGCGACUAUUUCCAAGAAGCUGCUUCAUGCCAUUACCAUUCACGAUCGUACGAUGAAGCUAUUCGAUUGUUUGAAAGAGCUGGAGAUGUUUUCAGUCAUCAUCUGCCCGCACGAGCAACAUCUUUGUCUAUUGUGAAUCAUAACCUUUCCCUCGUGUAUAUUCAUACUGGACAGAAAGACAAAGCGGUGGAACUCAUGACAGAAAGUCUUAACAUCAGUAGACAAACUUUACCGGAGAAACAUCCGGAAAUUGCUAAAUCUCUCGUGUCGCUUGGCGGCAUUCUGCGUUCCAAGGGAGAUUUCGAUGAGGCCGUUGUGCAUAUUGAGACAGGUCUGUCUAUUCUACGACAAACCCUACCGACUAGUCCGUUCAUAGCCAAUGGUCUGUAUUAUCUUGCAUUUAUUGAAAUGAAACGAAAACAAUUGGUAGAGGCGCGUGAACACGCCUCCCAAUGUUUACGUUUACGCCAACAGAUUUACCCAAGGAAACACAGAAUAAUCGUUGGUGCGCAAGAGUUGCUCCAUGAAAUUGAAAUCGAACUGUCGCCAUUAUUAUUUGUCGCAGACGAUGAACAGUCAACAGCAACAACGUAACAGCUACCAAUCAACACCACAUGCAUGUGACAGUAACUUUUAGUAGAGGGUCGGUAUUCUAUUUGGUAGAUGGUUAGUACAGAUAUAGUUAACAAUCUAUCUUACGUCCAGUGUGACUGUUGUAGUCACUGUCAUGGUGUAUCAAUUGCUUUUAUCAUUUGUUAUUGCCACUUUUAUAUUGCUAACGUAGCGACGAGUAUCGUAUUUUAUUCCAAUAUUAUUAUAAAAUCUCCACG